AUGCAGCUCCUGGUGAGGGUGCCGUCUCUUCCGGAGCGGGGAGAGCUGGACUGCAACAUCUACCGGCCCUUCAACCUCGGGGACCGAGAGCCCCGCCGUCUCCCCGGGACGGCGCGCGCCCGCUGCGGCCACACGCUCUGCACCGCCUGUCUGCGCGAGUUGGCGGCGCGUGGCGACGGCGGCGGGGCGGCCGCGCGUCUGCGCCACGUCGUCAUGUGCCCCUUCUGUCGCACGCCCACCCCGCUCCCGCGCGGCAGGGUCACGGAAGUCGCGGUCGACCCGGACUUGUGGUCGCGCUUGGAGGCAACAGCGCGGGCCGCGCACGAAUCUAAUGGGGCGGGUGGUCCGGUUCGGGAAAGCGGCGAUGUGGACCGAAAGGCCGAUGUACGAAAAGGAGAGAAGGGGGCGGGGCCUAGGAGCGCGGGAUGGCGUGAGCUCCUGCGGCCCUGGGCUCGGGUGCUGGCACCCGCGCGCAGGUGGCGGCGCCCGCUGCCUAGCAACGUGCUGUACUGUCCAGAGAUCAAGGACUCGGCCCACAUGACCCGCUGCACGCUGUAA
Molecule: messenger RNA, 558 nt
Organism: Mesoplodon densirostris (Blainville's beaked whale)
Lineage: Eukaryota; Metazoa; Chordata; Mammalia; Artiodactyla; Ziphiidae
Gene: RNF227
Product: ring finger protein 227
Biological process (GO): protein ubiquitination
Molecular function (GO): ubiquitin protein ligase activity
Source: RefSeq, a predicted model, not a curated record